UUUACGUUAUGUCUUACAGCUCAUUUCCUGCUUUAGCCAAGAAAGUGCCAAACGCUUACUACUCAUUUCAGCCAGUGAACAAUUACAUUUUCUACUCGGAGGAACAAUGUACCGCCAGUGUUUGAAGAAGGCUUUGAAGAGUCGUUCUUUGGUUUCUGAGGCAGCCAGUUAUUGGAAAGGCAGUACACGGUCUUUUUCUAGUUCAGCUGGAACUCAAGGGAACUAUUGGAGGUCUUCUGUAAAGAAGCUUUCUGCUGCUGCCACAAUAGGUGCUGCAGUUGCUGCUUUUUAUGGAAUUGAAAGGCAAAGGAGCUCUCCUGUCUCUUGUAAGGAAGCAGAAACUACUUCAAAGGGUUCUGUCAACUAUGAUAAAGUCAGAGAAGCAAUUGUAAAGGUGAUCGAAGUAGAUGAUAAUAUUGCACCAGCAAUGUUGCGCUUAGCCUGGCACUCCUCUGGAAGUUAUGACAAGAAGACAAACACUGGAGGCUCAGAUGGCGCUACUAUGCGAUUUUCACCAGAAAAGGAUUAUGCUGCCAAUGCAGGGUUAUUUCGUGCUCGAGAUGCUUUGGAGCCUGUGAAGAAGCAGUUUCCCGAGAUAACUUAUGCGGAUCUGUGGACAUUAGCUGGUGCUGUCGCUGUUGAAGAGAUGGGAGGUCCCAAGGUUGCUUGGAGACCUGGCAGAAGGGAUGCAGUGUCUGGACAGGAAUGCCCACCAGACGGAAGGUUACCAGAUGCUGAUAAGGGUACUCUAAGCGGUACUGUGCAACAUAUUCGAGACAUUUUUUAUCGUAUGGGCUUUAAUGAUCAGGAAAUUGUAGCUCUAGUUGGUGCACAUGCAGUUGGACAUACCCAUAAACAAUUUUCAGGUUAUGAUGGCCCUUGGACUCGUGCUCCGACAACCUUUUCCAAUGAGUUGUUCAGAGAAUUGUUGGAAAAUAAGUGGACUCUUAGAAAAUGGAAUGGUCCAGACAUGUUUGAGGACCCCACUGGAGAAAUUAUUAUGCUUCCGACAGAUAUGGCUCUAACAUGGGACAAAGAGUUUCGCAAAUAUGUAGAAACUUAUGCUGCUGAUCAGGAUCGCUUUUUCGAAGAUUUUGCGAAAGCGUUUCAAAAGCUAGAGGAACUUGGUGUGAAAGCUUUUCAAGAAGAAGCCAAAAAGAAGCGUGGUUGGUUUUCUUGAGCAGUAUUGGCACAGUGAAAAGUUAUAUGCUUCCUUUUAUAUGUAGUUUCAUGUGUUUUCUUUUUCAAUAAAUGUGUGUCUCUGAAACAACUAGUUGCCUUGUAUUUCCUUUCAAUCAAUUGAGACUUUCAAGUUGUACUGCAAAAAAAGACUACUUUAAAUAUUACCAACCAAACUGGCCUUUUUCUCAGGAGUUUGAACCCACAAACUUUGACAAACAAUAUCUCUACAGAGAUAGGGUGAGCUGCACACACAUAAAAGAUCAGACAUAAAA
Galdieria sulphuraria is the source of this 1454-nucleotide messenger RNA. Its product is annotated as cytochrome c peroxidase. NCBI's taxonomy places the organism in Eukaryota, Rhodophyta, Bangiophyceae, Galdieriales, Galdieriaceae. The transcript has 3 exons. Bases 107 to 1180 code for a protein of 357 amino acids. The record is from RefSeq and is a predicted model, not a curated record. Gene Ontology annotation, molecular function: heme binding; peroxidase activity. Gene Ontology annotation, biological process: hydrogen peroxide catabolic process; cellular response to oxidative stress; response to reactive oxygen species.